AUGUCGGAUAAAUCUUUUCAUCCAGCUUUGACCAUCUCUAAUAUCAAGAACCAUAUUCCCAUCACUCUUGAGAUGGAAAACGUUCAAUACUCUACGUGGUCGGAAUUAUUCAAAAUUCAUGCUCGUUCUCAUAGAGUACUAGAGCAUAUUAUUCCUCCCAAAGAAGGUACGUCCAAACCACCUUCAACUGAUCAAGAGAAGGAACUGUGGACUACUCUAGAUGCCACAGUUCUUUCAUGGAUAUAUGCCACUAUCUCUAAUGAUCUCCUACAAACCAUCAUUGAGCCUGAUUCGACUGCUAUGGAGGCCUGGGGUAGGUUGCGAGACAUAUUCCAGGACAACCAACAUUCCCAUGCCGUUGCUCUUGAACAACGAUUCUCCACCACUUCUAUGGAGAAUUUUCCCAAUGCAUCCUCUUACUGUCAGCAUCUCAAGUCUCUCGCUGAUCAGUUGAAGAAUGUCGGAGCGCCGGUUUUUGAUAGCUGGAUGGUGUUACAGUUGGUUGGUGGACUAACCCGAGCCUACCGUGGUGUGGAAACGCUUAUUCGUCAAAGCAAUUCGCUUCCUCCCUUUUACAAGGCUCGCUCCAUGCUUGUUCUUGAGGAAACCGGAAUGGCAAAAGAGGCGGCAACCGAAUUUGCCAUGGUUGCAACCUCGUCAGAUGACUCCUCUGGUCAUUUGACAAACACGGGUCAGUUGAAGAGCAAAUAUUCCAGCUUGUCAAACAACAAGCGCAACUCUGGUAGCCAAAAAAAUGCUGGUCGUGGCUCCGGUGGUGGCUCCGGCGGUGCCAGAAAAAAUGGUAGUUGGAAUCCACCGGCUGCUGGGUGA
Molecule: messenger RNA, 831 nt
Organism: Solanum pennellii
Lineage: Eukaryota; Viridiplantae; Streptophyta; Magnoliopsida; Solanales; Solanaceae
Exons: 1
Coding region: 1-831 (276 amino acids)
Source: RefSeq, a predicted model, not a curated record